Molecule: messenger RNA, 3388 nt
Organism: Kockovaella imperatae
Lineage: Eukaryota; Fungi; Basidiomycota; Tremellomycetes; Tremellales; Cuniculitremaceae
Exons: 16
Coding region: 412-3129 (905 amino acids)
Cellular component (GO): mitochondrial outer membrane; cytosol; nucleus
Source: RefSeq, a predicted model, not a curated record
GCCCCUCGAGCGAAGCAUUUGCUUGCCUGUUCGACCUGCAGCUGAUCAACCCUGUUGGCAUCGUCACGUGUCCUGCUCAGUCCAAGCUUCGGCCGCCGGGCCGCCGGGCUCAAUCAGAGCAUUUUUAUUUUCGCCUCGUGAGAGAUUGGGAUCCCGUGUUAUGAGUCACCGCUUGGCGAGUCCAUCAUUUCAUUGAGACUCAAUCCGUUGACAUUGCAAACGAGGAGUAUAGUCGAGCUCAGUAGGGAACCAAAGGGCACCCUCUGGACUAAGGAUCCCUUGUCCGGCGUGACGAGAGCGAGGCAUUCCUUGGGGAAACCUAGCACUAGCCGAGCCGACGAAAAUAACAAUCCCCUUAGGUCAUCCCAUAUCCCUUCCUCCUUUCUUCAAACCAUUUCCAUCUGUCCCGUCAUGUCGUCGGUAUUUCGACGAGUAUCACUUAGUAGAAAGAAGAAGGAUGGGAAUGACGCGGGCUCCAACGAUAAUGUGCUGUCUCCUCGGAGUCCAAGCGUGAGGGGAGACAAGCCUCCAAGAUCCAGAGCUGUAUCAGAAGCGAACAGUGUUGCGAAUGAUGCAGAUACGACCAAGUCGAAGCGGAAGAUGUCUUUGAAGGGCGGGAGGAGGCGUCUUUCAUCCUUGUUCUCGUCAUCCUCUCUCAUCACCCACACUUCACCCGAUAAAUCUUCUAGAACUCCUUCUCAAAUCUCAUCUCCUACUGCUUCAGGCACAACGACACCAACGAGAGAUAUCGUCGGACCGUCAUCGACGACUCGCAAAUUUUCCAACCUCAAUGGCAAGGGCGCAGCACCCCCUGAUCAGCUUGCCAAUGGGUUAGAAAAGCUCAGGCUAGGAAGUGACAAAGUGGACGAACAUGGUCAAUUGAUACCUGAAUCACCGUCAUCCGGUAUCGUGCAAUCGCCUCUGUCAGAGCACGACGACAGCGCUGUCAAUACGAGAAGGGAACCUCGACCUGAGAGAAAGAGGACACCGUCCAUGUGGUCACAGUGGGAAUUGGCAGGCGCAGCCGAAGAAUCGUCAUCUGAUGAGGAUGAUGACAAUGAGGCAUUUGCGACGCCACCUGAUGGUCUGAGCGAGGUAGAAGAAGAGGAUGAAGAGGUGCCAGAACGUGUGGAUCCAACGCUUGACAAGACAAACGUCACGAAAGGAGCUGUGGCAUCUUCAAGCGAUGUUGCUGGAACGGGCAGAUCGACCAUACGGAGAUUUAAAGCUGUCAAUCCAGAGACCAGGGUCCGGAAGAGAGCUUCAACCAAACUCAGCGAUAUCACGAGCUUUUCGCAAGACAAAGAGCUGGCCAAGGACCUGGAUAUAUGUAGAGAAGUCUUGACUUUGUUUUUAACUUCUCAUAUGAAGGAGGCGGAGGAGAUGUGUUUUGACAAGGAUCCAGAAGGAAGUCAUCUGUACCUCAUGUCAGCUCAUGGCAUCAUCAACGGCUUGAAGGGUAUGAUGACUUUCGACUCCAAUGACCUUGCCAAUGCGCUGGAGCUUUGCAAGACCACAUCGACAGUCGCCUCAACCCUACGUCGUCCUUCUGACUCCCUCGUUUCUCGAAUUGGCGGACUCGUGCGAUCAGGCGCAGGAUUGCAGCGGAUAAAAGAGAUGACUCCUUUGCAACUUCAUGCCGAAUUGGUGUACGCGGAAACGUCAUUAUUGAAGGCGAUGUUGGCCAUCGUCGCGGGAGGCGAUUGGCUCGGACUGGUCAGGGAAGCGCUCAACAUGCGGACAGCGCAUGGGAUCUACCGGAACUUACAGAUGUUUUUGGAGGAAUCUGAUAAGAACGGAUUCGACGAGGAUAUUGAUAUGGAUUUCCGAUCGGGAGUGCUCCUUGGCACCGGUACCAGCUCUCUCAUGCUCAGUCUGCUCCCUGGAAAGGUCUUGAAGAUCGCUGAAGUCUUCGGCUAUGCGGGGGACCAAAAAGUCGCUCUGAAGACAUUGAUGUCAGCCGGAGGAUGGUCAAAAGACGCGGACAAGCCAGCAUACGACGAAAAGAACGAAGGUCUCAGGAGACCCGUCUGUGACAUGAUAUUGCUUGCUUUCCAUCUCGUUAUUUCCACUUUAAUCCCCGUACAGACCGAUGUUCCGCUGGCUCGGAAUAUCUUGGCGUACAAUACAAGGCGGUACCCUGAUGGUAUUUUCUUCCUGUACUUCCAGGCUCGGCUGCACACCGCUCAAUGCGAGCCAGAGCUAGCCAAUCGAAACCUUCAACGGGCUUUGGACCUGCCUCUGGAGUAUAUCCAGCUUCAACACAUGUGCCUGUGGGAUUACGCUCUCAACUUUAUGAUGAUGUGUAAUUUCAAAGGCGCCUUGGACUGCUAUGCUAUCCUGAAGGAUGAGUCAAAUUGGUCCAGAGCAGUCUAUACAUUCUCGGCGGCCGCUUGCUUGUUGGAACUCGCGGAAGAUGGUUUCGAGAAUGCGUCCGUUGACGAGGCGGAAAAGCUAUUCAAGCAGGUACCGCAUCUCACCAAGAAGCUUGCUGGCAAAUCUCUACCGAUUGAGAAACUUGCUAAUCGCAAGGUGCGCAAAUUCGAAUCUCAAAACCGCCAUCUGUUCCUGCCAGCCACGGAACUCUUAUAUGUCUAUGGGGGUAUCUCCAUGUGUCCUCGAAGUCUCUUGCUAUCGAAACACCUGCCGAGAAUUGACAAGCACCUAUCAAAUUUGAAAGAUGCCGCCCCGGAAAAGUAUGGAAACGGCGAGCAGUAUUGGGACGAUUACUGCCUAGGUCACUUCUUGCGAGGUUGUGUGCAGCUCUUCGCUAGGUAUCAGCCUUCACAAGCUUCCGAAGAGGCCCGAGAGGCUCAGCCUGGAGACCCUUCGGACGAAGAGCUGGAUCGGGGUGCCGAAAGGGACUUGCAGGAGUGUCUGAAGAAUGGUCCAGAAGUCAGGCUGGACCACUAUAUCCUCUACCAUUGCCACUAUGAACUUGGACGUCUGUAUGCCCGCCGGGGAGACAAAGUCAAUGCGAGGAAGAACUUUGACGCCGUGAUGAACAAUAAACUGGCCGAACCAAAUUUGUACGAGAAGAAAACAAAGGGAAAAUAUUCGCUGGAAGGAGCAUUGUUACUGAAGACUCACGCUGCGAUUCAGACCCUCGAGAAUGAUGGUCAGGUCUAGACCAGAACGAACGAAUACACGCCUCAACAGCACAUUUCAUAGACACGAAUGAGACGAGAAGGGAGAAGGCGCCGGUUAGUAUCUUUAUCACAUAUCACUUUUUACAUCUGAUGAUUGUGGAUGAGCAUCUAUCAUGUCUUGAGAGCAAAGGUAUGGAUACAUUGGGUUCUGGAUCCUUGGCAUUUCAACGUAAGCGAUACAGGCUUAGACUACUCAUUACAAAUCGUUCCUCGAAGACCAGCCAUAGUCCAUUUCUCAU